Molecule: messenger RNA, 625 nt
Organism: Drosophila novamexicana
Lineage: Eukaryota; Metazoa; Arthropoda; Insecta; Diptera; Drosophilidae
Product: adult cuticle protein 1-like
Exons: 2
Coding region: 38-433 (131 amino acids)
Source: RefSeq, a predicted model, not a curated record
UCAUUAAGAGCGCAACAAAGCAAACACCAUUAGCACAAUGAAAUUCGCCAUCGCUGUUGUCUUCACCCUGGCCCUCGCCAUGGGCGUGCAGUCCUCGGUCAUUCCGUUGAUCUCUCAGCUGGCUGGUCACGGUCUGUCCUAUACGGCCGUUGCUAAUCCCGUGCUGGCUUCUCCCUGGGGCGUACCUGCCGCUCAUUGGCCCGCCGCUGUCUCAGUUGGCUCCUGGCCGCCAGCAGCCCAUGGCCCAGCUCUGAUUGCUGGUCACGGCGCCGCCGUGGUGGCUCCCCAUGCACCCGCUGUGGUUGUCGCACCCGUUGCCCACGAGGGCGUCUAUACCGCACAGACCCGUGGUGCCGUCCACACCGCUCCGCUGUCCGGUCACAUUCAGUCCGUGGCUUCGAUCAAUGCUGCUCCCGCUCCCGGCACCAUCUAAUUAAGGAUUUUUCGGCAAUUGAUGCGCCCCAAAUGGAAGUGAAUAUGUUAAUGAAAAAUGUUGUAAAUACUUGUAUGUAUAAACAGGGUACUCGCACCGGCCAUCUAAAUUUUAAUUUUGAACGCACUCGCUAAAAUCUCGCUCGCUCUAUUUAUUCAAAAGCCAUUUUCGUAACAAAAUGAAACAAAAAAA